Molecule: messenger RNA, 4224 nt
Organism: Closterium sp. NIES-65
Lineage: Eukaryota; Viridiplantae; Streptophyta; Zygnematophyceae; Desmidiales; Closteriaceae
Source: the annotation of a GenBank genome assembly
AUGGUUUCCCAGGGUUUUCCUUCCCGCCGUUUCCCGCCGUCUUCCUCGGUCAACUUGAUCCCCUCCGUUUCCUGCUCGUUCCGCGCUGCAGGCGGCGCAAUGUGCUCGUUCCGCGCUGCAGGCGGGGCGAUGUGCGCGUUCCGCGCUGCAGGCGGCGCAAUGUGCGCGUUCCGCGCUGCAGGCGGGGCGAUGUGCGCGUUCCGCGCUGCAGGCGGGGCGAUGUGCGCGUUCCGCGCUGCAGGCGGGGCGAUGUGCGCGUUCCGCGCUGCAGGCGGGGCGAUGUGCUCGUUCCGUGCUGCAGGCGGGGCGAUGUGCGCGUUCCGCGCUGCAGGCGGGGAGAUGUGCUUGUUCCGCGCUGCAGGCGGGGCAAUGUGCUUGUUCCGCGCUGCAGGCGGGGCGAUAUGCUCGUUCCGCGCUGCAGGCGGCGCGAUGUGCUCGUUCCGCGCUGCAGGCGGCGCAAUGUGCACGUUCCGCGCUGCAGGCGGGGCGAUGUGCGCGUUCCGCGCUGCAGGCGGCGCAAUGUGCUCGUUCCGCGCUGCAUGUGGCGCAAUGUGCGCGUUCCGCGCUGCAGGCGCGGCGUGUUGCUUCUUUCCUGAUUCCCGCCCUUUUCUGCCGUUGUACGAAGAACGUAUGACCGUGGCGCCGCCGCCCGCCUCUCAGCCAAUCACGGAUGGCCACGUGGCGGGGCAGGUGGGCAACGGCGCGGCGAGGAGAGAGGCACGAGAGGUGGCUGAGGUCUGCCGGACUUGGCCUCGACGUCGGACGAGCACUCAUCUCUGCUCCCCUGCGCUCACCUCUGCUCCCCUGCGCUCACCUCUGCUCCCUGCGCUCACCUCUGCUCCCCUGCGCUCACCUCUGCUCCCUGCGCUCACCUCUGCUCCCCUGCACUCACCUCUGCUCCCCUGCACUCACCUCUGCUCCCCUGCACUCACCUCUGCUCCCCUGCACUCACCUUUACUGUUCACCCACUUUUCACACCACCGUUUCCCGUCCCCCACUGUUCACGCCAUUGUUUCCCCGUCCCCCACUGUUCACGCCAUUGUUUCCCCGUCCCCAAAUGUUCACACCACUGUUUCUCCGUCCCCCGUUGUUCACACCACGGUUUUUUCCCCACUGUUCACCCACCUUUGUUCCCUCUGUUCCCUCUGUUCACCCCUCUGCCAUCCCCGCUUGCUCGCCAUGCUCCCCGCACUCACUUGCUAUGCUCCCUCCCUCCCCCACUCACUCAUUGCCCGAAACAUCCAGCCAGAGGUGGCUGAGCACUCAUCUCUGCUCCCCUGCGCUCACCUCUGCUCCCCUGCGCUCACCUCUGCUCCCCUGCGCUCACCUCUGCUCCCCUGCGCUCACCUCUGCUCCCCUGCGCUCACCUCUGCUCCCCGUGCGCUCACCUCUGCUCCCCUGCGCUCACCUCUGCUCCCCUGCACUCAUCUCUGCUCCCCUGCGCUCACCUCUGCUCCCCUGCGGUCACCUCUGCUCCCCUGCGCUCACCUCUGCUCCCCUGCGCUCACCUCUGCUCCCCUGCGCUCACCUCUGCUCCCCUGCGCUCACCUCUGCUCCCCUGCGCUCACCUCUGCUCCCCUGCACUCACCUCUGCUCCCCUGCACUCACCUCUGCUCCCCUGCACUCACCUCUGCUCCCCUGCACUCACCUUUACUGUUCACCCACUUUUCACACCACCGUUUCCCCGUCCCCACUGUUCAUGCCAUUGUUUCCCCGUCCCCCACUGUUCACGCCAUUGUUUCCCCGUCCCGAAAUGUUCACACCACUGUUUCUCCGUCCCCCGUUGUUCACGACCACGGUUUUUUCCCCACUGUUCACCCACCUUUUGUUCCCUCUGUUCCCUCUGUUCACCCCUCUGCCAUCCCCGCUUGCUCGCCAUGCUCCCCGCACUCACUUGCUAUGCUCCCUCCCCCCACUCACUCAUUGCCCAAAACAGCCAGCCAGGUGUGGGAGCGUGAGGUGGAGCACGUGUCCGGAGGAGAGCUGCAGCGCUUUGCCAUUGGAGUGGUGUGGGAGCGUGAGGUGGAGCAUCUGUCAGGAGGCGAGCUGCAGCGGUUUGCCAUUGGAGUGGUGGCGGGGCAGCUGGGAGACAUCUACAUAUACGUGAUUGUGGUGGAGCGUGACCUGAGUGUGCUCGACUAUCUCUCCCACUUCAUAUACGUCAUUGUGGUGGAGCACGAUCUCAGUGUGCUCGACUAUCUCUCGGACUUCAUCUGCUGCCUCUACGGCAAGCCCGGUGCCUACGGGGUGGUCACGCUGCCCUUCUCCGUGCGAGAGGGCAUCAACAUCUUCCUGGCUGGCUUCGUGCCAACCGAGAACCUGCGCUUCCGAGACGAGUCGCUCACAUUCAGGGUGAGUCUGCCGGGACGAAAACCCCUGGUGGAUAAUCCUGAGGAGGGAGGCCAAGACGUACAGUCGGUUCGGUACAGGUAUUUGGGCAUGAUCAAGAAGCACGGCGGGUUCAACCUCCUCCUUCCCCUCCCUCACUCCAUUCUUUCACCCCCCUUCAUUCCAUCUCAGGUGGCUGAAACCCCGGUGGAUAAUCCUGAAGAGGCCAAGACGUACACGCGAGGCCAAGACGUACACGCGCUACAAGUACCCGCGCAUGGUCAAGAAGCAGGGCGGAUUCAGCUGACGGUGGAACCUGGUGACUUCACGGACUCACAGAUCGUGGUGAUGCUGGGGGAGAACGGCACCGGCAAGACCACCUUUAUCCGCAUGCUGGUAGGGAAGCUGUCUCUCAUGGCUUGCACGUCUCUUUGGCUCUCUCUCCUCCCUGUCCCUUCCAUGAUCCAUCUUCCAUCCCUCCUCUCUCCCUUCCAGGCGGCUCUCUCAAGGCCGGACCCAGAUGAGGAAACCGGCAAGGAGGCCCAAGGCCGGCCUCUUGAAGGCAGAUCCAGACGAGGAGGACCGGGAAAGAAGCUGAGGACCUCCCGGAGUUCAACGUGUCGUACAAGCCGCAGAAGAUCAGCCGCAAGUUCCCCCUCUCAUACCCUCUCGUUCCUCUCCUUUCCGCUCUCCUGUGUCCUUCUCAACCCCUUACAGGCUGGUCUCUUAAAGGCUGACCCGGACGAGGAGACCGGCAAGGAGGCCGAGGACCUCCCGGAGUUCAACGUGUCGUACAAGCCGCAGAAGAUCUCCCCCAAGUUCCCCCACAGCGUGCGCGCGCUGCUGCACUCCAAGAUCCGAGACUCGUUCCACCACCCAGCAGUUCAACACCGACGUGCUGCGCCCCAUGCAGAUCGACCCGCUCCUGGACCAGGAGGUGGUGAAUUUGUCGGAAGUUGCCCCAUGCAGAUCGACCCCCUGCUCGACCAGGAGGUGGUGAAAAUCUCAGGAGGGGAGCUGCAGCGCGUGGCCAUCACGCUGUGCCUUGGCAAGGUAAGGAAGGGGGUGCAUCAAGUCCCUCUUGGGAUUUUAAGGUGGUCUGAGGCGGUUUUGGGGCGGUUUUGGGGUGGUUUGGGGGCGGUUUUGGGGUGGUUUUGGGGCGGUUUUGGGACGGUUUUGGGGCGGCUCAGAAGUUGUCUCAUGCAGAUCGACCCCCUGCUCGACCAGGAGGUGGUGAAUUUGUCAGGAGGAGAGCUGCAGCGCAUGGCUAUUUCCCUCUGCCUUGGGAAGCCUGCCGACAUCUACCUGAUUGAUGAACCCUCAGCCUACUUGGAUUCAGAGCAGCGCAUUGUGGCGGCCAAGGUGAUCAAGCGCUUCAUCCUGCACGCCAAGAAGACGGCGUUUGUGGUGGAGCACGACUUCAUCAUGGCCACGUACCUGGCGGACCGCGUCAUCGUGUACGAGGGGCAGCCGUCGGUGGACUGCACGGCGCGCACAGAGCCCCAGUCGCUCAACAGCGGCAUGAACCUCUUCCUCUCGGUGAGAGACCCCUUGUUGCUUGCUGUGGGCAGCCGUCCGUGGAUUGCACGGCUUGCACUCCUCAAGUCGCUCAACAGCGGCAUGAACCUCUUCCGGCAUGCCCAAGGGAGCUGUGCGCUUGUAGGGUGCACUCAUGGAACCCCUUUCUCCCUCCCGUUUUCACCUCUUCUCGCUACCGUGCCCCUCACAACCAUCGUUUCCUCCCACCCCCAACCACCACCACCCUCCCCCCCCCAGCAACUGGACAUCACGUUCCGGCGCGACCCCACCAACUUUCGGCCGCGCAUCAACAAGAUGGAUUCUGUCAAGGACCGCGAGCAGAAGAAUGCCGGCACCUACUACUACCUGGACGACUGA